This is a messenger RNA of Trichomonas vaginalis G3, 1416 nucleotides long. RefSeq names its product organellar and viral DNA polymerase type B. Lineage: Eukaryota; Parabasalia; Trichomonadida; Trichomonadidae. The transcript has a single exon. The record is from RefSeq and is a predicted model, not a curated record. The coding region runs from base 1 to 1416 and encodes 471 amino acids.
AUGCAAGAAACAAGGAGUCAAAUAGAUACUGUAAGACGUAUAGCAAACAAUGCACGUACGGGAUUGGAUACUUUACGACAAGCACAAAAUACACUAAAGGAAGCAAAUGAUAUUCUUGGCUCAGUAUCAGACAUGCAUGAAGAUUGGCUUAAAGGUAUUGACAAAUCUUUAAAAAAUCACAGUCAGUCUAUUGCUGACUACAAGAAAAGUAUAGAUUUUUUACAUAGUGCUAUGGACGUACAUGAUGGAAGCAUAAGGAACUUACUUAAUGCUAACAAUAACUUACCAGGAACUAUUAAAGCAUUUAUAAAGUCCUUUGUAAAACCUGGUGCUCUAACAUUUAGGUCUUUGAGAGCAAGAGCAUUGAAGUCAAGAGAUGCAGAAACUCCAACAGAACCUACAGAAGGAACUGAAACAACAGAAACUCCAAAAGAACCACCAAAACCAACAGCUAAUGAAAUAUUGUUCGAAUAUUUUCCAAGGUACUCUGUUCUCAUUGCAUACAUUCAAGAAAUACUUAAGAAAGCAGACUUGACUUUAGGAGAUGAUGAAAGUUCUGUAUAUCUUUCGUUCCAGUUUCAAAUAGCAGAACUUUUGAGACAGAUAUGUUUAAUGUAUGACAACAUCUCUGAUUUCACAAGAUAUGAUGACGACCAUGACCCCGAACACGGUGAAGAAGAAGUUUUACAAACAUCCAUUAAGACAGGAAAGGUUUUAACUCAAAGUCUCAUUAUUGACACCAAAGAUGGCGAAGUGGACGUUCUUCAAGAGCUGAAGAAAAAUACUUCUUCGGGAGGUGGUGGUAGGCAUGAACUUGAAAUAAAUGAGAUAGAAGAGAAAUUAGCCGAAAAAGCAGAUAAAGAACAUAAACACAAUAUCUCCGAUAUAAAUGAACUUCAAGCUACAUUAAAUAGUAAAGCGGACAAAAAUGAACUUGACGCAACGAACAAAGUUUUGAAAUCUCAUAAACACAAUAUCUCCGAUAUAAAUGAACUUCAAACUUCUUUAGACAAUAAAGCAGACAAAAACCAUGUUCAUUAUAUAAGUUCUGAUGAACAGAUUAUAACGGACUAUCAUGGAUAUUUAACACAGGGUGAAAAAGUGAAUACGAAAAAUGUUAAUGAAAGAAGAUAUAAAUUCAUUCGUGCUAAAGGUUAUGACAUACACUGUACUGUACAGUAUGACACAGGUAUAGCACCACAAUCAUUUGGUUAUAACGCUGAAAUUUAUGCUUCAUACUUCUUUGUUAACGGUGUAUUAGUUGAACCAAGAUUUACUUUGAGAGUUAAGUCAAAAAUAACUUUUGAAGAUGCUAUUAAAAGUAAAGCUGACAAAACAGAACUUGACGCAACGAACAAAGUUUUGAAAUCUCAUAAACACAACAUCUCCGAUAUAAAUGAACUUCAACUUCUUUAG